GCUACCGGUACCCGGGCCAAAUCGUCUGUGACAUCGACACCGGCGAUACGAUACGCGUGCCUACACGUACACGGAUUGAAAGAAACCAUCAUGGCUGACGAGCAAACCCUCUCCCAGACAGCCAAACCAGGCGGAGACACAAUUUUUAGCAAGAUUGUACGAAAGGAAAUUCCCGCACAGAUCUUAUUUGAAGAUGAGGAGAUUCUAGCCUUUAAAGAUGUCAAUCCUGCAGCUCCUGUUCAUUUCCUGGUGAUUCCCAAGAGAGGUAUUACAGGCAUCUCAGCUGUAGAAGAGACUGAUGUUAUGAUUCUUGGUAAGAUGAUGUACACUGCUAAGAAGGUUGCACAGGAACAGGGACUGACAGAUGGUUAUCGUUUAGUGGUGAAUGAUGGUAAACAUGGCUGCCAGAGUGUAUAUCACAUUCAUAUCCAUGUCAUAGGUGGCAAACAACUGGGAUGGCCUCCAGGCACUGAGAAAUGUGAAGCAUGUUUGUAACUUCAGAUAUUAUUUACAUGUAUGAUGGUGAAAGGAGGAAGGAUACUCACUCAUUUGGUGGAGCUGUGGGCAGAGAUUAAAAAAUGGACCCCAUUAAGUCAAAUACUAAAAA
Molecule: messenger RNA, 607 nt
Organism: Lytechinus variegatus (green sea urchin)
Lineage: Eukaryota; Metazoa; Echinodermata; Echinoidea; Temnopleuroida; Toxopneustidae
Gene: hint1
Product: histidine triad nucleotide-binding protein 1-like
Exons: 4
Coding region: 91-495 (134 amino acids)
Biological process (GO): purine ribonucleotide catabolic process
Cellular component (GO): nucleus; cytoplasm
Molecular function (GO): hydrolase activity
Source: RefSeq, a predicted model, not a curated record